AAGUCUGCACAUACUUUUUUGAAGAAUUGAUGGGUAUAUAACAUGGGAGAAGAUUUGACAACAAUUGGUGUUAAAAUUCAAUCCCCAUUUUGAGGAUAUUUUUUCAAUAAGGAAAAUGCUUCAACCGAUCCUUACUCCCACCAAGUGGGUUUCUAGCACAUUUUAUGCUGAAUCUUGAAUCAUAUAUUCAAGAGGCUUCAUGUAUUCUAAAUCCUUCUUAAUAGUCUCCCUUCAUGUCAACUUCAUGGAACAUUUUUUUAAUAAUUUAACAAGACAUCUGUAACAAUGUUAGGUCUUUGCCAGAGUUGUCUCUGAUAGAGGAGACAUCAAUUAGAGUUUCACUUAUUCACCUCCAAAAUUGAAGUCAUUUUCUCAUAGCCAGAUAUGUUGUUCAUCCAAAGAAGAUCUUUGUUUUGGUAUGCUUUUAUCUUUCACUAGUAUAACAGGUUUUUAAACAAAUUUAUGACAUCAAAUUAACUCAACGUCAGUGUACAGGUGAAUUGUAAUCAAGAAAUUUUUGUUGUCUCAGGGAAAGAUAUUUACAGCCUGUUAUCUUCUUUACUACCAUUUUCGCUCAAAACUGGUAAAAUGUUAGUCUCAUUAUACGUAAUGCUUGACUUUGUUUUAGACUUUUGGACUCUGUUAGCUGCAUCUACAGGAAGGAAAGGGAUGCCAUCACAAGAAGAGCUUGUUCGUGGCCCUGUAAUCCAUAAGGAAAAGAAAAAGGCAUUCCAGGGUCUAUUCAGCUCCGUCAUCAAAGAUUUUACUAGCAGUAAAGAAAAGCAUGUGCCCCUUAUGGAAAAAGAAGAUCCCAAAGAAAGUAUAUGGAAACUCUCAGCAGUAUUCUCACAUGCAAACUUUGUAUGUAAUGAUAAUGUUGAUAAGCUGACAAUGGAUGAAAAUCAGCUUGAAUUAAACAUAGAUGACAUUGGCCCAGAGGAUCAUGGAGAAAAACGCAAAGAACAAACCAUAUUGGGAUUCCUUAAUAAGAAUAAAUUGCCCGGCACAUUUCAGUCUUUGAAAGGUUUGUUGUGACAACGAGUUCAAUUUUAUAAAAAUUGAUUUUCCUUAUGUUUCAUCAUUUGACCUAAGAAAUAAGCACUUGAAGUCUAGAACUACUGUGCAUGGGAUGAAACAUGAGCUACACUAGAGGAUUUAUAGAGGUCAGAAUUUCAUGAUCGCCUGUGUGUUGUCAUUUGAUUCGUGGCAAAAUACAAAGGUCAGUCUAGAACAAACUCUGUUGCGUAAAUGACCGAGAUGAUGCUUAAUGAGUUUAUAUCGAUCCAUUAUGGAAAGAUGAAACUGUAACACCUCAAUAUGCUUUAACAUGUCAAGGUAUGUUAAUAUAAUUCAAGCAUAUGUUUUAUACUUUUUUGGAAGAAUACCAACUUAAGUGGAGGAUAUUCUUACCAAAAGUAGAAGAUAAACUGAGGGGAGGAGCACAAAUGCCAGCUUGAUUCUUUUCUACUAUACUAAUUUGUAUUCCCAAUUUUUUUUUAUGAACACUACGUUACUAUAACUAAAACUCUGGCAACUAAAAGUGCAUCCGUUGAAUUUAGCAAACUACACUGUGUGAUUGAAUUACAGGUUUUCUUAAUUGCUAGCUAAUUUAAUUGAGCAUCCAAUAUACAGGAAGAUUGAAAGAGAUGAAGGGAAACAACCAAAAAACAUCAGAUAAGGAAAGGCAACAGGAUGAAAAAGAUGGCGCGCUGGAUCAAAUUAAGAAGAAAUAUGGAUUUUCUUCUUCCUCCUAUGAAUCUGGUGCUACAGGAAUCAACCGCUGCUAAACGGGCACGAAUCAAGCUGCAUGAAAACACAAAGAAAUUGGGGGUAUCUUUUACCUUGACAAAAAACGAAAAAACAGUUAGAAUUUCGUUAUCCUAUGCCAUUGUAAACAAGAAAAUUUGGGGGCGAAAAUCCAGAACUUAUUUGUUUACAUAUCUUCUAACUUGGCAGGGUAUCAACCUUCGUGCCACAGAGAUGCAAGAUACAGCAAAAUCAUUUUCAUCAUUGGCAAAACAAGUGCUGCAACGAAGUUGAUAAGGCCCAUUAUUUAAUUGAUUACACUUAGAUCAUACAUUAUUUUAUUUAUUUAAUUGCACAUAUAUUCUUUUUAAUAUUUUAUACACCAGUUUGUUCACAAUUAUGUUGAAUUCAUGCUUCAUUUUACACUGAUAGCGGCACUGACAUGUUGU
Messenger RNA from Glycine soja, 2195 nucleotides. RefSeq lists its product as uncharacterized. The record is from RefSeq and is a predicted model, not a curated record. NCBI's taxonomy places the organism in Eukaryota, Viridiplantae, Streptophyta, Magnoliopsida, Fabales, Fabaceae. The coding region runs from base 589 to 1035 and encodes 148 amino acids. The transcript is spliced from 4 exons.